GCGCGCGCGCACCAUUGUGUGGCUGGACUCGGCCGCCGCUGCGGUGUGAGGUGUGUGUCCGGGCUCUCGCUGUCCCCGCACCCGCACCGAGGCUUCUGCCUUGCGGUCCGCUGUUCGACAGCCAGCCCUCGGGCCCCUCGCCCGCCACGGACAUGCCGCGCGUCUACAUAGGACGCCUGAGCUACAACGUCCGGGAGAAGGACAUCCAGCGCUUUUUCAGUGGCUAUGGCCGCCUUCUCGAAAUAGAUCUUAAAAAUGGGUACGGCUUCGUGGAGUUCGAGGACUCCCGCGACGCCGACGACGCCGUUUACGAACUGAACGGCAAGGAGCUCUGCGGCGAGCGCGUGAUAGUGGAGCACGCCCGGGGCCCGCGCCGCGAUCGUGACGGCUACAGCUACGGAAGCCGCAGUGGUGGAGGUGGAUACAGCAGUCGGAGAACCUCUGGCAGAGACAAAUAUGGACCACCUGUACGCACAGAAUUCAGGCUUAUUGUAGAAAAUCUUUCUAGUCGUUGCAGUUGGCAAGAUUUAAAGGAUUUCAUGAGACAAGCAGGUGAAGUAACCUAUGCGGAUGCUCACAAAGAACGCACAAAUGAAGGCGUCAUUGAGUUUCGCUCCUACUCUGACAUGAAGCGUGCUUUGGAUAAGCUGGAUGGUACGGAAAUCAAUGGGAGAAAUAUUAGACUAAUUGAAGAUAAACCACGAACAAGCCACAGGCGGUCUUAUUCUGGAAGCAGAUCAAGGUCACGGUCUAGAAGAAGGUCACGAAGUAGGAGUCGUAGGAGCAGCCGCAGUAGAUCUCGAAGUAUCUCAAAAAGUCGCUCCCGAUCCAGGUCUCGGAGCAAAGGUCGAUCACGUUCUCGUUCAAAAGGCAGGAAAUCUAGAUCAAAAAGCAAAUCUAAACCUAAGUCUGAUCGAGGCUCCCGUUCGCGCUCUCGGAGCAGAUCGAAGGAUGAAUAUGAGAAAUCUCGAAGCAGGUCUCGUUCUCGAUCUCGUUCCCCCAAAGAAAAUGGGAAAGGUGAUAUAAAAUCAAAAUCCAGAUCAAGGAGCCAGUCUCGUUCCAAUUCACCCCUACCUGCUCCACCCUCAAAGGCCCGUUCUGUGUCCCCUCCACCAAAAAGAGCUUCAAGAUCCCAUUCUAGAUCUCAUUCAAAGUCAAGGUCACGAUCCAGAUCGAGUUCCAGAGAUUAACCCAGAACUCUACAUUCUUUGCACACUAUUACGGAACACUUUCCUACUUGCUUAGGCAGUUACUCUUCCACGUUUGUACUUGGCCUCUUCUGCGAGAAGAAUCUCCCGAAAACGGGCAUACAAAAAUUGGAUUUGUAGCCAAAUUUGAUGAAAAAGAUGAGGUUCUAAAGCAAUGGCAUGAAGUCAAAGAUCCUCUCCCUUUGUAGAAUUAAGAUAACUUUGAUUUUAUAGCUUUUGAGCUAAAAUAACUUUUGUAAAGAUUAAGCUCAUUUAGAUUUUUUUUUUUUUAAGUAUUUCAGCAGGAUCUGCUGCAGGAGUUUCUGUCAUUGUUAUAUUUGUUUGCUUAAUUUUAAAUUAACCGUUUCAAGCUUUGAACACUUAAGGCUUUAGAGGGAGAAGCCAAUUUCCAAUUAUGUUGGAUUUUUAUAAAGCUUGAGUUAUGUAAGAUUUCAAUAAAAGUUUGCUACCAAGAUGAUUGCCUUAUUGAAUAGGUCACUCUUAAAUUCCUUUAAAUAUUGAUUAUCUGCUAUCCGUGGAAAUAAUGUAAAUUCUACUUAAGUGUAGAACAAGGCAAGUCUCAGACCAGCAAUAAAUUAUUCAAUUUGGAUAACA
This is a messenger RNA of Physeter macrocephalus (sperm whale), 1802 nucleotides long. RefSeq names its product serine and arginine rich splicing factor 6 (gene SRSF6). The coding region runs from base 153 to 1190 and encodes 345 amino acids. The transcript is spliced from 6 exons. Lineage: Eukaryota; Metazoa; Chordata; Mammalia; Artiodactyla; Physeteridae. The record is from RefSeq and is a predicted model, not a curated record. Gene Ontology annotation, molecular function: RNA binding.